Messenger RNA from Sapajus apella (tufted capuchin), 2963 nucleotides. RefSeq names its product C-C motif chemokine receptor 7 (gene CCR7). Gene Ontology annotation, cellular component: membrane. The transcript has 3 exons. Bases 77 to 1213 code for a protein of 378 amino acids. NCBI's taxonomy places the organism in Eukaryota, Metazoa, Chordata, Mammalia, Primates, Cebidae. Gene Ontology annotation, molecular function: chemokine (C-C motif) ligand 19 binding; chemokine (C-C motif) ligand 21 binding; C-C motif chemokine 19 receptor activity. Gene Ontology annotation, biological process: G protein-coupled receptor signaling pathway; chemotaxis; inflammatory response. The record is from RefSeq and is a predicted model, not a curated record.
ACCACUUCCUCCCCAGACAGAGGGAGCGAGGCCGGGCACAGCCUUCCUGUGUGGUUUUUACCGCCCAGAAAGCGUCAUGGACCUGGGGAAACCAAUGAAAAGGGUGCUGGUGGUGGCUCUCCUUGUCAUUUUCCAGGUUUGCAUGUGUCAAGAUGAGGUCACAGACGAUUACAUCGGAGACAACACCACGGUGGACUAUACUUUGUUCGAGACUUUGUGUUCCAAGAGGGAUGUGCGGAACUUCAAAGCCUGGUUCCUCCCUGUCAUGUACUCCUUCAUUUGUUUCGUGGGCCUACUGGGCAACGGGCUGGUCGUGUUGACCUAUAUCUAUUUCAAGAGGCUCAAGACCAUGACCGAUACCUACCUGCUCAACCUGGCGAUGGCAGACAUCCUCUUCCUCCUGACCCUUCCCUUCUGGGCCUACAGCGCCGCCAGGUCCUGGGCCUUCGGUGUCCACUUGUGCAAGCUCAUCUUCAGCAUCUACAAGAUGAGCUUCUUCAGCGGCAUGCUCCUACUUCUUUGCAUCAGCAUUGACCGCUACGUGGCCAUCGUCCAGGCCGUCUCAGCUCACCGCCACCGUGCCCGUGUCCUCCUUAUCAGCAAGCUGUCCUGUGUGGGCAUCUGGAUCCUGGCCACGGUGCUCUCCAUCCCAGAGGUCCUGUACAGCGGCCUCCAGAGGAGCAACAGUGAGCAAGCGAUGCGAUGCUCUCUCAUCACGGAGCACGUGGAGGCCUUUAUCACCAUCCAGGUGGCCCAGAUGGUGAUUGGCUUUCUGGUCCCCCUGCUGGCCAUGAGCUUCUGUUACCUCGUCAUCAUCCGCACCCUGCUCCAGGCGCGCAACUUCGAGCGCAACAAGGCCAUCAAGGUGAUCAUCGCCGUGGUGGUGGUCUUCAUCGUCUUCCAGCUGCCCUACAACGGGGUGGUCCUGGCCCAGACGGUGGCCAACUUCAACAUCACCAGCAGCAGCUGCGAGCUCAGCAAGCAGCUCAACAUCGCCUACGACAUCACCUACAGCCUGGCGUGCGUCCGCUGCUGCGUCAACCCCUUCCUGUACGCCUUCAUCGGCGUCAAGUUCCGCAACGACCUCUUCAAGCUCUUCAAGGACUUGGGCUGCCUCAGCCAGGAGCAGCUCCGGCAGUGGUCUUCCUGUCGGCACGCCCGGCGUUCCUCCAUGAGCGUGGAGGCCGAGACCACCACCACCUUCUCCCCAUAGGCGGCUCUUCCGCCUGGACUAGAGGGAGCUCUCCCAGGGCCCCUGGGGUGGGGACAGGGAGCAGAUGCAUUGACUCAGGACAUCCCCCCGCCAAAAGCUGCUCAGGGAAAAGCAGCUCUCCUCCCAGAGUGUGAGCCCAGGCUCCAGAAGGUAGCUUCACCCCAACCCCAGCUACCUCAACCGACGCUGAAAAGAGACAGGGCUGAUAAGCUAACACCAGCCGGGCAACACUGGGAGGCAGAAGCUACUGUGCCCCCAACCAAAGGCCGAAAGUCCAGAAACGGUUCCCACGUGCCAGAGUGAAGGGCCGAGGAGGAUGAGCGCGGGGCUGUGGGGCGGCCUGGUGAGUCCUCUGAAUGAACCUUCCUCCGGCCUCCCGGAGGCUCAAAGGCUCAGGCCCCGCUUCCGAAAACCAGGCCCUGUCUCCCAGACCAGAGACGGUGGGGAGACUUGGCUUGGUGAGGAAAAGCGGACAUGAACCGGUCAGACGAGCUCUCUGCACCCCUCCCUCCAUGGUUUUCUCCACCGUCCUCCAAGCUGGCAGGAACGGCAGCGGCCAUGGCGCCCUGCGAGCACACUCACGCCCUCGCUUGGCUUGCCGCGUCGCCCUCCUGGGCUCCUGACUGAGAGCGUGGUGCUUCCCACAGACCAGGCCGGCUGCCUCCGCUGACCAAAGCCACACUCUGGGCUCCAGAGUGGGGACGGCACGCAGUGGCGGCUCCACUGGGGUGGGAGGAGAGGACAGGGGAAAUGGCAGGGCCCGGGAGGGCGACAGUGGCUGCCCAAGGCCCACAAGCUUCUUCAUUGUUCCUUGUCACAGGGACUGAAAACCUCUCCCGGUGUUCUGCUUUCAACCCGUUAAGAGAGCAAUAUGUUACUCACACAAAUAAAGUUUUCCCUUGAGGAAACAACGCUUUAAAGAAAAGGAAAACAAAAGUCUUUGGUAAAUGGCAAACGAGUGUGUCCUUGUUUUGCAAUCCCCACGCCCCACCUGCCCAUCCCCUCUCCCCUCCUCCCUGCCCUCCCCCAGACCUCGUUUCUUAGAGAUGCUCAGAACCACAGGUCGCUCAGGGGUGCUCUGAGCAUGUCCACUGACACAGGACCAAGAGGCUGAAAGGCAGGAGGAGGCUAAGGACAGGAGGUCCAUCUUGCAAAUGCUCUUCCAGAGUUCGUGGGAUAGGCCCCACGCCCGCAGCCAGCACUGAACUGGACAUGCUGAUCUGACUGCAGCUUUGGGAAGGCCAAGUUGUCUGGGUAACCUCGACGCCUGGGGACGCUGCAGCUAGCGGCUCCUGAACAGUGGCCUGCUCACCUGUCUGUCCCAGCUCAGCCCAGAACUAGAGCCCCUGACCUUUUGUCAGCCCUUUGACUCUGAAACCUGGGGUUUAGAGGGAGGGCCUUUCUGUGGGCUCAGAGUGAGAUGUUGAUCACCAUCUGCGGAAGUCUGACCUGCAGACCCUGACUAAACGCAGAUGAAUGAAUGCACUGACUCAGCAACUGGAUGAAUGAAUGCACUGACUCAGCAACCAGAUGAAUGAAUGCACUCUCACACCAUUACAGUGUUUCCAGUGGGCUAGGGAUGGCCUUGACUGCUUUCAAAGGGCAAAACGCAACCAAUCAACCCAAACCGUCUGUCUGUUCACACUUUUAUUCAUAACAGAGGCUCUAAGUCAACACACUUGUGGAUAAUUAGCAUGGUUAAAAGAGUGGUUAUAUGAAUGAUCAAAGCUUUAGGUUCCAGGCCCAGAGU